Messenger RNA from Octodon degus (degu), 1622 nucleotides. It is a transcript of the gene Lin9, whose product is annotated as lin-9 DREAM MuvB core complex component. Gene Ontology annotation, cellular component: transcription repressor complex; nucleoplasm. The transcript is spliced from 14 exons. Gene Ontology annotation, biological process: regulation of transcription by RNA polymerase II; regulation of cell cycle; DNA-templated transcription. Gene Ontology annotation, molecular function: DNA binding. The record is from RefSeq and is a predicted model, not a curated record. NCBI's taxonomy places the organism in Eukaryota, Metazoa, Chordata, Mammalia, Rodentia, Octodontidae. Bases 36 to 1622 code for a protein of 528 amino acids.
CGAACCUCCCUCGCAAAGACAGUCUCCGCCCCACAAUGCACCGCGGCGGGCAGCCUUUGAAAAAGCGGCGCGGCUCGUUCAAGAUGGCGGAGCUCGACCAGUUGCCUGACGAGAGCUCUUCAGCAAAAGCUCUUGUCAGUUUAAAAGAGGGAAGCUUAUCUAACACAUGGAAUGAAAAGUACAGUUCUUUACAGAAAACCCCUGUUUGGAAAGGCAGGAAUACAAGCCCUGCUGUUGAAAUGCCUUUUAGAAAUUCAAAGCGAAGUCGACUCUUUUCUGAUGAAGAGGACAGACAAAUAAAUACAAAGUCACCUAAAAGAAACCAGAGAGUUGCAAUGGUUCCACAGAAAUUUACACCAACAAUGUCAACACCAGAUAAGAAAGCUUCACAGAAGAUUGGUUUUCGAUUACGGAACCUACUCAAGCUUCCGAAAGCACAUAAAUGGUGCAUAUAUGAGUGGUUCUAUUCAAAUAUAGAUAAACCACUUUUUGAAGGUGAUAAUGAUUUCUGUGUAUGUCUAAAGGAAUCUUUUCCUAAUUUGAAAACAAGAAAGUUAACAAGAGUGGAAUGGGGAAAAAUCAGACGACUUAUGGGAAAACCACGGAGAUGUUCUUCUGCAUUUUUUGAGGAAGACAGAUCAGAAGAGAGAUCAGCAUUAAAACAGAAACGGCAGAAAAUAAGGCUCUUACAACAAAGGAAAGUUGCAGAUGUUUCACAAUUCAAAGAUCUCCCCGAUGAAAUUCCUUUACCUCUGGUUAUUGGAACCAAAGUUACAGCACGACUGCGUGGUGUACAUGAUGGUCUGUUCACAGGACAGAUAGAUGCUGUGGAUACUUUUAAUGCUACUUAUAGAGUGACUUUUGAUAGGACAGGGCUUGGAACUCAUACCAUCCCUGACUAUGAAGUUCUUAGUAAUGAGCCUCAUGAAACUAUGCCCAUCGCUGCUUUUGGACAGAAACAGCGGCCUUCUCGGUUUUUUAUGACCCCACCACGGUUACAUUAUACUCCUCCUCUCCAGUCUCCAGUUACAGACAGUGAUCCUUUAUUAGGGCAAUCACCUUGGAGAAGUAAAAUUUCUGGCUCUGACACUGAAACACUAGGUGGUUUUCCAGUAGAAUUCCUUAUUCAAGUGACUAAAUUAUCAAAAAUUCUCAUGAUUAAAAAGGAACAUAUCAAGAAAUUAAGGGAAAUGAACACAGAAGCAGAAAAACUGAAAUCAUAUUCCAUGCCCAUUGGCAUUGAGUUUCAGCGGAGAUAUGCAACAAUUGUUCUAGAGCUUGAACAGCUGAAUAAGGACCUAAACAAAGUUUUGCAUAAAGUUCAACAGUACUGUUAUGAGCUGGCUCCAGAUCAGGGGCUGCAGCCAGCCGAUCAGCCCACAGACCUACGGCGGCGCUGUGAGGAAGAGGCACAGGAGAUUGUCCGGCUCGCAAACUCCUCAGCCGGACAGCUCUGUGUUGAAAAUGAAAACCUUACAGAUUUAAUCUCCAGACUUACGGCUAUCCUACUGCAAAUUAAGUGUCUAGCAGAGGGAGGAGACCUGAAUUCCUUUGAGUUCAAAUCGCUUACAGACUCAUUAAAUGAUAUCAAGAGUACAAUAGAUGCUUCUAAUAUCAGGUAA